Molecule: messenger RNA, 1520 nt
Organism: Priapulus caudatus
Lineage: Eukaryota; Metazoa; Priapulida; Priapulimorpha; Priapulimorphida; Priapulidae
Product: serine/threonine-protein phosphatase 6 regulatory ankyrin repeat subunit C-like
Exons: 3
Coding region: 141-1067 (308 amino acids)
Biological process (GO): positive regulation of transcription by RNA polymerase II; intracellular signal transduction
Cellular component (GO): nucleus
Molecular function (GO): protein binding; transcription cis-regulatory region binding
Source: RefSeq, a predicted model, not a curated record
CCGUACGCCAUUGCAAUGCGAAAAUGUCGUGGCAAAGCAUUAGUAGGAGCUAUGGUAGGAGCCUAGGAUUGGUGUACCACUGUACCCCUAACAUUUAUUGCAAUAUAGUAGUGUGACGACAUGAAGGCAUCGCCGGCAACAUGGGCAAUACCCCAUCAGCAGACACGGACACAGGGAUGUCGGUCGAUGUGCGGGCGCUGCACAUCGCUGUCAUGAAGAACGACAUACUGUCUCUACAACAGCUGAUACGGCGCAGCGUGGAUGUCAACCGGCCGUGGGACAAUCUAGAGGCACCAAGUGUUAAGGACGGCAGCACACCGCUGGGGCAAGCUGUGUCGUUAAAUCAUCGCGCCAUAGCAGAGACUUUGCUUGCUGCCGGUGCAAAGGUCAACCUGCGGGAUAGAUACGGCUGGACGCCUCUGCAGAAGGGUGCUUAUCAUGGUCGUAAGGGGCUCGUGGACACUCUUAUCCAUGCAGGUGCAGACAUACACCAGGGGGCUUUGAAUCAGAACACAGUACUCCACAUCUGCGUGCAGAAUGGGCUGGUGCACAACAGUGUUGACACGGUUCAUAGCUUAGUCCGAGCCGGGGCACUAGUAAACCAACCGAACACAUUUGGGAAGAUUUCUCUUCACUACGCCACCUGGUGGGGACUGGUCGACAUCAUUGUUGAAUUGAUUCGCGGUGGAAGCGAUCCGGACUUCAUGGAUCAUUCGAGGGAGACUCCACUCUUCACGUGCAUGCAGGCAGUCGACCAAUAUCAGAACGAACGUGUCACGCAUCGCAAUCUCGCAGCCCAGAUGGCACUCAUCGCCAACGAAUGCGACACGCUAAAUCUCGCCCAGUGGUUGAAACAGCGCGACAUUGUGCGGAGGGUGAAGAGUCGGUGCGACAAUUCUUUUCUCGCCUGGUACAGCCAGUCUAUUCCUGCGAGCUUGAAGCAUUUAUCGCGUGAGUGCAUUCAGAGACAGCUCAGUCACAGCUAUUACCUGCCAGAUAGCAUACGCAAACUGGAAAUUCCCCAUGAAUUACAUGAGUACCUCAUGAGAAGUCUGUAUGUCAUAUAGUUAGUGUGGAUUUAACCAUUUUCAAACCCAUGCCAUGACAUCUGGGGUUAAUAAUGACAAAAUUUGUCAUUAUUAACCCCCCUGGUGACACGUAUGCAAAAGUGUCUGAAAAAGGUUAAAUUUGGCUAAUGGUACUGUCAGAUAUCAUAGAACAAUGUAUUUGUGUUACAAUAUCUCGUAUUGUGAUGGCACUGUACGUAUUGUUACUCAUUUCUAUCAUGAUAUAAGAGUUUUGCUUUACGAUUGUUUAUCCCCAGGUGAUAUUUCUUCGAUGUCUGGCUCCUGGUCAUACUUUGUUCCCACUGUGAUUUACACCUACAAUUUUUCGAUGAAUCAAGUGACCCACACGGGCUGGUAAAUGCAUGCUAGCCAAUACAAUGUAUGCAGCAAAAUUUCUAUAUAUAAAGUUGUUCAGCCGAAUUAGUCCGUACUCGCAUAACUAGAGAACUCCGC